Messenger RNA from Gekko japonicus, 522 nucleotides. RefSeq names its product transmembrane protein 196 (gene TMEM196). The record is from RefSeq and is a predicted model, not a curated record. NCBI's taxonomy places the organism in Eukaryota, Metazoa, Chordata, Lepidosauria, Squamata, Gekkonidae. Bases 1 to 522 code for a protein of 173 amino acids. The transcript has 4 exons.
AUGUGCACCAGCAGCCACAUCAUCGGGAGCCUCCUGGUGCUCUCCGUGCUGGAGAUAGGGCUGGGGGUCUCCAGCGUGGCCGUGGGGGCGGUCAGUUUCAGCCUGGUCCUUGGGGAGCAUCCGCCUCAGCUGGGAGACUCUUCUCCGUUUCUGCUUUGUGGAGCAUGUGGAAUACUGUGUGCCAAGAAAAAAUCAGGACUUGUCAUGAUCCUUUUCUCAGCCUGCUGUAUCUGUGGACUCAUUGGAGGAAUAUUAAACUUUCAGUUCCUUCGCGCACUGACCAAGAAAUCCUCGGCUCUCUAUUCAUUGCAUGUUACAUCCAUGUCCCUGGCAUGCAUUGGGAUUGGGGGCUGCACCCUUUCUUCAUGGCUCACUUGCCGGCUUGCCAGCUAUGAGCAAAGGCGAAUGUUUUCAGAAAGAGAGCAUUCACUGCAUCACUCCCAUGAAAUGGCUGACAAGGAAAUGACAGGCAACACGAGCAAUGGAGGACCACAUUUAAUUUAUAAUGGAAGAGCAUACUGA